AUGGUGCAGCCGGAUGUGACCACUCUUGGAACUCAAGACCUUCCCGUCGAGAUCUUCAAUCGCAUCGUCUCCCUCUUACGAGACAUCAAAUCACCUGGUGUCGAUCACCGUGAUAGUCUAGGCUGGUUGAAUGUCACGCAUGUUUCUCGCAUCUGGCGAGCCACUACAUUAGCCAAUCCCUCGCUGUGGACCCGGAUCCCAAUGGGCAUAGGCAUGAACUGGUCGCGCCUGUUCUUCGAACGCAGCCAUCCACUAUCAGUCGAUGUUGACGUUGUCCAAGUCACAUCCGCAAACCCUUGGGAGGAUCUCCUGUCUCUCAACUUCCACCGCAUCCGAAGCUAUAAGCUGAUAUCCAACAUUCAGAACGAGUCAGAAGAUCCAACCUACGGCCUUCUUCAACAACCUUCUGAGGCUCUCGAAACGCUCGCGCUUUCUGGAUUCUGGAGGGCGCUCGAAUCUCCGCGCCUAGAAUCCCAUCAAUAUCCUCGUCUCCGCACACUACACGCGUCUCUCUUCGCAAUGCCUUUGGAUACCUUUCCGUGGCGUGGAAUAGGCAAUCCCGGCCUCACAGAGCUGAAGAUUAGUCUUGGCCCUGCCAUAGGAGAUAGCGAUCCCCUCGACGAAAUCGUUCAGACUUUGGCGCGACUUCCCUCCCUCAUCACACUUGCGUUGACGGUCUAUCCUGAUCACGAUCGUAUCGAGGGAGGUUCGCAAGUCGAUCACGGUGUCAAACACACAGCCCACCUUGCGAAACUCGCUGAUCUUAGUUUGAAAACCGAAGGGAACUUCUUUCUCCAUUUCCUAGACCGCGUAUCGUUUUCAACCUCUGUCGAGACAUCACUCCUCGUGCACAAGGCUGCCAGAGCCAUCGAUCCAUCAUUGAUAUCAUCCAUUCUGAUUCCCUGGAUCUCCCAGCGGACUGGAGCGACGCCGACAAGACAUUUGAGUUUCACAGAAACGCGAAAUCGCUAUGUCCAGAUGACCGCGACAGCUUCACUAGGAGCUGGGAGCAGGGCAUUCCUGCUCUUACCUAUCAAGUCAUCAAUCGCAGAUGCCUUCGACGAGGUUUUACAAAGCCUUGGGCCCAGCGGGAUCAAGGCCAUUGACAUUGAGCCUAUCCUCGAGCUUACUAGGGGCGAUACACUCACUCGUCUGGCGUCGGCGUGUCACGAGUGUACCUCCAUCAGGCUAUUACCGAUUGGUGAUGAGUCAUACUACACGCGUGCUGGAGAGGUGAUUGAUACAGUGCGCCAGCUCCUGACCGCUGUCACCCCCAUCGAGCGACCCCCUUUCCCCAACCUCGUCUCCUUGGAUCUGACGGCCAUCGACAAGACUCUCAUCUCCGCACUGUAUGCGAAUUAUCUUCCGACCAAUUCAUACCCAGCGAUGCCUCCAACACUCGCGCAAGGCCUCCUUGACGUCGUGGAAGCGAGAGGAGAUGGUGGCGGCGUUAUGCCGCAAAUAUAUCUGCCAUGGUGGACGGCUCCAUUUCCCGCGCAAUUUGAUCAAGUGAUGAACGCCCUCCGCUCUAUGCCCGGUUUGCGGUUUGUGCCAGAGGGCUCAAAGGCGUAA
Molecule: messenger RNA, 1572 nt
Organism: Peniophora sp. CBMAI 1063
Lineage: Eukaryota; Fungi; Basidiomycota; Agaricomycetes; Russulales; Peniophoraceae
Source: the annotation of a GenBank genome assembly